Messenger RNA from Hemibagrus wyckioides, 2193 nucleotides. RefSeq names its product sterol carrier protein 2a (gene scp2a). The record is from RefSeq and is a predicted model, not a curated record. Lineage: Eukaryota; Metazoa; Chordata; Actinopteri; Siluriformes; Bagridae. The transcript is spliced from 16 exons. Bases 105 to 1721 code for a protein of 538 amino acids. Gene Ontology annotation, molecular function: acyltransferase activity, transferring groups other than amino-acyl groups.
ACACGGAGUCGAUUCUUUAGAUUCGACUCCCAUCCCUGUGGUUGUGGAGUCGGUUUGUUGCUGUCACCUUUUAGCAGGACUCCAGACAAGUGCACUUGAUAAAAAUGGCUCCUGCGAAGAACAGAGUGUUUGUUGUUGGCGUUGGGAUGACGAAGUUUGAUAAGCCCGGUGCGAGAGAUGGAGAUUAUCCGGAAAUGGCCAAAGAAGCAGGAGAGAAAGCACUGGCUGACGCAGGAGUACCGUAUUCCGCUAUUGAGCAGGCCUGCGUGGGUUACGUUUACGGUGACUCCACGUGCGGACAGCGCGCUAUAUACCACAGCCUGGGUCUCUCGGGUAUCCCUAUAAUCAACGUCAAUAACAACUGUUCCACGGGUUCCACGGCGCUCUUCAUGGCCCGACAACUCGUCCAGGGAGGUUUGGCUGAUUGUGUGCUUGCUCUUGGUUUCGAGAAGAUGGAAAGAGGCUCCUUGUCGUCUAAGUACAUGGAUAGAAUUAACCCUAUGGACAAACACAUGGAGGUGAUGAUCAACCGCUACGGCUUGGCUGCAGCUCCAGCCGCGCCUCAGAUGUUCGGCAACGCCGGGAGAGAACACAUGGAGAAGUACGGAACCAAGCCAGAACACUUCGCCAAAAUCGCCUGGAAGAAUCACAAGCACUCGACCAACAACCCAUAUUCUCAGUUCCAGGACGAGUACAGUCUGGAGCAGGUGAUUAAAUCACGCAAGGUUUUUGAGUUCCUCACACUUCUCCAGUGCUGCCCUACGUCCGAUGGAGCCGGAGCAGCCGUGCUGGCCAGCGAGGACUUUGUGAGGAAGCACGGCCUGGAAGCCAAAGCUGUGGAGAUCAUCGCUCAGGAGAUGGUCACUGAUCUUUCUACCACAUUCCAGGAGAACAGCUGCAUCAAGAUGGUCGGAUACGACAUGACGCGCCUCGCUGCCAAGAAGUGCUUCAAGUCGGCGGGCCUGAACCCAGCGGCCGUCGACGUCAUCGAGCUGCACGACUGUUUCUCGGCUAAUGAGCUCAUCACCUACGAAGCGCUCGGGCUUUGUCCUGAAGGUAAAGCCGGAGAGUUGAUAGACAGAGGAGACAACACGUACGGGGGCAAGUGGGUGGUCAACCCGAGUGGAGGGCUCAUAUCCAAGGGACACCCGCUCGGAGCUACAGGUCUGGCCCAGUGUGCAGAGCUGUGCUGGCAGUUAAGAGGCGAGGCGGGGAAAAGGCAAGUCCCGGGUGCGAAGGUCGCUCUGCAGCACAACAUCGGCCUCGGCGGCGCCGUAGUGGUCACACUGUACAGGAUGGGAUUCCCUCAGGAAGCAAGGUCUCAUAUCGCUGCAGUUCCCACUGGUGCGGUCAGCGGGCUGGAGGGCUUCAAGUCUCAUGCAGUGUUUAAAGAAAUCGAGAAGAGGCUGCAGGAGGAAGGAGAAACGUAUGUAAAAAAAAUCGGUGGCGUUUUUGCUUUUAAAGUGAAGGACGGACCGGACGGAAAAGAAGCUCUGUGGGUGGUGGACGUGAAGAACGGGAAAGGCUCGGUGACCAAUGACGCAGGAAAGAAAUCGGACUGUUUGAUCAUGAUGGCUGACGCCGACCUCAUCGACUUGAUGACUGGGAAACUGAAUCCACAAACUGCCUUUUUCCAAGGCAAGCUAAAGAUUACUGGGAAUAUGGGGAUGGCGAUGAAGCUGCAGAGCCUCCAGCUGACUCCGGGCAAAGCCAAACUGUGAAGAUUUCGGACUGAACCUCCGAGACGGAACCCGUGGCCGUGAUUUUAGGCGUGCAAAACGUGUAUAAAUAUUGACACUAAAAAUGAACAUCACUACCUCUUGCAAAUCUGAAAUAGAUCUUUAACAAUUUCAUCUUUAACAAUUAGUAUUCUACUUUAUAGUAUGUUUCACUCAAAAGUCUUGGGCGAAGGUCUCACAUUUCUUCACUGGUUUAUUACGUCCUGGACCUCCACUACAACACAUAAUGUGCCUCUAAUACGUGAAACAAUCAUGACGUUUAAUCUCAAGCUGAGCAAGUGGAACCUAAUAAAAAACCUUUUCCUAGUGCUGAACGAUGACCCGGGUGAAAUAUUAGCUGCCCAUUCCGCUAAUUGUAUAGGCAGAUCACGAAAUGCUAAUUUUAAAUAAAGAUUUCUCAAAACAAAGUUGUCCUUUUUCGCACCAAGGGAACAUUAAAAGGCCACAAAUCAAA